AUGACAAGCAACAUGUCCGAGGUGUACAAUGGUGUUUUUAAAGGGGUGAGGGCACUACCUAUCACAGCACUAAUUGAUGAAACUUGGAACCGGACUGUGUCAUACUUUGCAGAUAGAGUCACCGUUGCCAAGGCACUAGUUGAUUUGAACAAGACCUGGUCUGAGAAGAUGCAAAGACAUCUUGAUGACAAAGCAAAGAAGUCGCAAAGACAUGGGUGCAGGCAGGUUAUGGCUGAAAUGCCCCAGCUUUUGAAUGGUUAUCACGACAACCACCACCGUUGCCAGCUUUUCAUAAAUCCAAAUCAUUCGGUGGAUGCUGGGUCGAAAAAAUGGUCUACUAAAAUUGCAAAAAAUUGUUACCCCAUAUACCAUGAUCAGUUUGAGCUUCUUAACGACUCACUAAUAACAUGGAACCCGUGGACUGAGGCGCACAUUGAUAUGGUAUUUGGUUCGCAACACAUGCCAGUGGAAUGCGUGAGAGAUAGUGCCUUUUGGAUGACUCGCUGCAAUUUACUCUAUCUAUGGUUUGUGGAACCGUAUAAUCCUGACCGUGUCAUGAGACAGUUCGGUCUAUAUCAAGAUAUUCCACCACCGGUUCCAAGAUGUAUCGACGAAGAAACUCAUAAGAUGAGCAAUAUGGGCAGAUCUGGUGUGGACUGGAAUGCAGAAAACAUUGAAUGGAUAAAUCAGUGGAAUAAUGAAGCUCUACAAAAUAUAGUGCCUCAGCAACGAACGUACGAUGCAACUACGACAGAAGCGUACUAUAAUUGGUAUCGCAUGAGCACGCGUACUAGACUGACGAGUGAACCACCUACGAUGCCAACACAUCCAACGCAUAUGGAACAGUUGCAGAGACGGAUGGACACAUCAUCAGCUUACUAUCGUGACUCCGCGAUUGAUAUUUGCACCCAAGUACAAGCGAUGGCGAGGGAAGGAAUGCGAGCCCAGGGAAUUGAUCCUAAAGGCAGGUCCUUCUUUAAAAAAAUUAGCGAAUUCGUGAGCACAAGGUUUACGAGAUGCGGUACAGAGAACGACGUUGUCACUGCAGCGUACAACAUUCCGGAACCGAGGUCAGCUAGACCGAGUGCGGCGCCGUCGUCGUCCAUGCGGUGGGGAGAGGGUCCUAAUACUACGCCGACACUUCCACGACAUGACUCGUCUCUACCAAUACAUGGGCAGGCAUCACAGGUAAAUGCUCCAGAUUUAGGUUCGACGCCCGAACAGACUCAUUUCGUGGAGCAGGAUGCAUAUACAGCAUAUGGCGCACACACUCAAGGAUCUCAGCCAUAUCUGGCCACGCGAGGGAUUAGGAUGCCCGAGGAGAAUCGUUGGGCUGAGACAAGCGAGGGAGCACAAAGCUACAACAGCGGUCAGCUGGAAGUACCAACUGGCCCGACCAACAGCACAACGCACCCCAGUUUCAUCGGCGUCGGUUAUUUGAAUGGUCAGGAAACUGAGUAUAAAUAUGACGCAUUGUGA
This is a messenger RNA of Hordeum vulgare subsp. vulgare (domesticated barley), 1479 nucleotides long. RefSeq lists its product as uncharacterized. Bases 1 to 1479 code for a protein of 492 amino acids. The transcript is spliced from 8 exons. NCBI's taxonomy places the organism in Eukaryota, Viridiplantae, Streptophyta, Magnoliopsida, Poales, Poaceae. The record is from RefSeq and is a predicted model, not a curated record.